AUGGAAACGCUUCCACCACCAUCUGGUGUGAGCCCCAAAACAGUGGAGAAAGCUGUGGAUGCUCUUCUUAAGUGGAGAUCUUCCAAAUUGAACACGCAAAAGGCUCAAUUACUCGAACAUGACGAGUUCGUCUACCUUAUUCUAACCCUCAAAAAGAUCCCACAAAAGGGUUUCAGCCGCACCAACGCCCACAAAAUCCCUAUCCCCAACCCCUUAAUGAACCCUUUAAACGAAGCCCCUGAGAUCUGCUUAAUCAUCGAUGACAGACCCAAAUCAGGCCUCAAUAAAGAUGCUGCCAAGAAGAAGAUUCAAAACGACAACAUACCCAUCUCCAAAAUCAUCAAGAUUUCCAAGCUCAAGACCGAUUACCGUCCUUUUGAGGCUAAGAGGAAACUCUGUGAUUCUUAUGAUAUGUUCUUUGCUGAUAGAAGGGUGGUUCAUCUCUUGCCUAAGAUGUUAGGGAAGCAGUUUUUUAAGAAGAAGAAGAUUCCGGUGCCUCUAGAUUUGAAGCACCACAAUUGGAAAGAGCAGAUUGACAAAGCCUUUGGGUCUGCCUUGUUGUAUCUGAGGAGUGGGACUUGUAGUGUGGUGAAGGUAGGGAGGAUUUCGAUGAGUAGAGAGGAGAUUGCCAAAAAUGUGAUGGCAGCUAUUAAUGGGAUUUCGGAGAUUGUGCCUAGGAAGUGGGGUGGUAUUAGGUCUUUCCAUUUGAAGUUGCUUGAUAGCUUGGCUUUGCCUGUUUAUCAGUCAGUUCCUGAUUUGAAGCUGAAGAUUGAUGAUGGUGCUAAAGAGGAGGAGAAUGAGGAGGAGGACGGUGUGGUCGCUCAAAAGGAAGAGAAAGAGAAGGUUAAAAAGGGCAAAAUUGGGAAAAAGAAGGGAAGGAUACAUGAGGUUAGAUAUAUGGAUAAUAAUAAUAAUGAUAAUGUUGAUGGUCAGGUUGUGGAGAAGGAUGAAUUGGGGAGUGAUGGUGAAGGGUAUCUUGAUAAUGAUGAUGAUGAUGAUGAUUUUGAAAAGGGUAGCGGUGAAUUGUUAAAUAAGAAGAGAAAGAAGGGAGCUAAUAAAGAGAAAGGUGAGAAGAAGGAGAAGAAGGUAGCUAAAUUGAAGAAAGAAGAUGGUGUCAAGCGAAAGAAAGCUACAAAUGAAGAUGGUUUCGAGCAAAAGAAGCUGAAGAAAGGUUCUUCCGGUUUAGAAAUUGGGGGAAUGGAAGUGAAGGAUAAGAAGAAGAAGAAAAGAUUGGCUACUUAA
Messenger RNA from Dovyalis caffra, 1242 nucleotides. The record is from the annotation of a GenBank genome assembly. NCBI's taxonomy places the organism in Eukaryota, Viridiplantae, Streptophyta, Magnoliopsida, Malpighiales, Salicaceae.